AUGGCGACACCAACUCAUGCUCAGUCCUCCCUUCCCGCCCUGCCGGCACAUCUUCAGAACGACACACACCUUGCUGCCCAUCUUGCUAGCAGGUUCCAUGUAUCCCUGCCGACUGCACGUCUCUCCUCCCAGGCAUUGAUAUGUCUCAACACAUACACCUCGUCCACCAAGGGACCAGAUGGCGGAAAGGAAGGCAGUGCGAUGGGAGAGGCCGAGGACCUCGCAAGACGAGCCUGGACCAGACUGGGCUCCCGAGGUGAAAACCAAGCCAUCGUUUUCUUGGGUGAAUCUGGAUCUGGUAAAACCACAAUCCGUUCACAUCUCCUCUCUUCCAUCCUUUCCUUUUCGUCGACUCCUCUGUCGACUAAACUCUCUCUUGCCGCAUUUGUCUUUGACACCCUAACUACCACCAAAUCGGUCACCACGCCCACUGCCUCCAAGGCCGGUCUCUAUUUCGAAUUACAGUACGAUGGAUCGUCUACCAUCAACCCCACCCUUAUCGGUGGAAAGGUGCUCGACCAUCGUUUGGAGAGGAGCCGUAUUGCAUCCGUUCCAACGGGAGAACGUUCGUUCCAUGUUUUGUACUACCUUUUGGCUGGUACCAGUGCUGCCGAACGAUCGCAUCUGGGACUGGACAGCCCUACAGCCACAAGAGGUGGUGCCGGCAAUCGCGCUUCUAUCGGUGAAAUGCACAAGAGAUGGCGUUAUCUAGGCCACCCAACCCAGAUGAAGGUCGGAAUUAAUGACUCGGAAGGCUUCCAGCAUUUCAAGACUGCCCUCCGCAAACUGGAGUUCCCUCGUAGCGAUAUUGCAGAAAUCUGUCAGAUCCUGGCCUGUAUCCUCCACCUCGGACAGCUAGAAUUCGCGACUGGCCAGUCCACCAGAACCGCACCCGAGGAGAGUGGUGGAUAUUCUCAUGAAGGUGGUGAGACCGUCACUAUUGUCAAGAAUAAGGAUACCCUUGCCAUUGUAGCUGCCUUCCUUGGACUAAGCAUCGGUGACCUGGAAGUGAGUCUUGGAAACAAAACCAAGACUAUCCAUCGCGAGCGUGUGACCGUCAUGCUUGACCCUGCCGGAGCUCGAGCAAAUGCUGAUGAAUUUGCGCGUACCCUCUAUGCCCUCCUGGUUGCCUACGUAAUUGAAAACAUCAACCAGAGGGUCUGUGCUGCAGAAUCUGCUGUUGCCAACACCGUUUCAAUUGUUGACUUCCCAGGUUUUGCCCAGUCCUCUUCUACUGGUUCGACCCUUGAUCAGCUGUUGAACAAUGCAGCGACCGAAUCUUUGUAUCAUUACUGCCUGCAGAACUUCUUCGAACGCCAGGCAAACAUGCUAGAGACUGAGGAAGUUAGUGUCCCAGCCACCAGCUACUUUGAUAACUCUGAUGCGGUCAGAGGUCUCCUUAAACAUGGAAAUGGCCUUUUGUCCAUCCUCGACGACCAGACCAAGAGAGGAAGAACGGACAUGCAAAUGUUGGAAAGCAUGAGAAAGAGGUUCGACAAUAAGAAUCCUGCAAUCGUUGUGAGCAGCUCUACUGCUAUCUUGCCAGGAAGCAACUUCCCGACUCAGAACACUGCUGCAUCUUUCACCGUCAAGCACUUCGCCGGAGAGGUUGAAUAUCCCGUCAAGGGUCUCAUCGAAGAAAAUGGAGAUCUAGUUUCUGGAGACCUGCUCAACCUUAUCAAUAACACCAGAAGUGGAUUUGUGCGUGACCUCUUUGGACAAGAGGCCCUCCAGACCAUCCAUCAUCCAAAGGAAAAAUCAGCCAUCAUGCAAGCCCAAGUCAGCUCUAAGCCUCUACGAAUGCCCAGUAUGGCUCGCCGUAAGAUGAGCAGAGUGUCCAGAUUUGCACCAAACGCUCCAACUUCGGAGAAUGACGAUACGGACGAUACCAGCAGUGGCAGGAGGGGUGUACACAGUAACAAGAAGGGAGAUAUCGGUGGCCUGAAACAGGGAGCUGCAGCUCAGUUCCUUGCUUCCCUUGAUAAUAUCACGAAGUCCCUCUCUGCUACAAAUGUCAACCCAUACAUAGUCUUCUGUCUCAAGCCAAAUGAUCGCCGAAUUGCCAACCAAUUCGAUAGCAAGUGUGUUCGCACGCAAGUGCAGAUGUUUGGCAUUGCAGAGAUCAGUCAACGCCUGCGAAAUGCUGACUUCUCUGUAUUUUUACCCUUUGCCGAAUUUUUGGGCCUGGCUGAAGAGGAGUCUGUUAUUGUUGGAAGUGACAAGGAGAAAUCCCAACUGGUCAUUGAUGAGAAGCGCUGGCCUAAUAAUGAAGCCCGCGUCGGCAGUACCGGUGUGUUCUUAAGUGAGAGAUGCUGGGCAGAUGUUGCUAAGGUCGGAGAGAGAGUGCUCCCCGCGUUCAACGGAAACGGCACAGACGAUGGCAGUGGUCUAGGGAAUAAUGGAUAUAGUGAUUCCAAGGUCCGACUGCUCACUCCAGCAGACAGUACCCCUGGCGCCUAUAUAUAUGGCGAUGAGACGAAGGGAGGAUAUUUCACUAGCCGAGAUGUUGAUGCCCGUUCUGAAGCCGGUGCCUCCGCAUUCCAUUCAGGGGACAUGUUUAAGAACUUGGAAACCCGUGAGCAGAUGGCCGAAAAAGGAAACGAGAAAGAGAUGGUUGAGGUAGAAGAUGUCAUAGUUUCGGGUAGCCGUAAACGGUGGUUGUUCCUCGUCUACCUUCUCACUUGGUUUAUACCUGAUAUCCUCAUCAGGUUCGUCGGCCGGAUGAAACGAAAAGAUAUACGGGUUGCUUGGCGAGAAAAGGUUGCAAUCAAUAUGCUCAUCUGGUUCACCUGUGGCUUUGCUAUCUUCUUCGUCAUUUUCUUCCCUGGCCUCAUCUGCCCACCACAACACGUAUUUUCUGCCGCGGAGCUAACCACUCACAAUGGCGAUCCUGGCAAAGAUGCAUUCAUUGCCAUCCGCGGUGAAGUGUUUGACCUUGGAGAAUAUGCAAAAUCUCAUUAUCCCAGCAUCGUUCCCCGAAAGGAUCUGCUGAAAUAUGCCGGUACUGAUGCUAGUGAUCUGUUCCCGGUCCAAGUUUCCGCUCUUUGUGAUGGUGUGGAUGGAAAGAUCGACGAUGCUGUUCAACUUGAUUAUACUCCAACAAACCGUACCGGCUCAGCCUCUGUUAUCAGCAAGACGGACACUAAUGCACAAUAUCAUGACUUCCGAGCUUUCCUUAAAGACUCAAGGCCGUGGUGGUAUUUCAAGCAGAUGAAGAUGCUGCGCCAGAACUAUGCAAAGGGCCGUAUUGGCUUUACGCCGAAACAGUUGGCAGAUAUGGCUAAUAAAUCGCAGUACGUUGCGUUUAUUCAUAACAGAGUAUACGAUGUGACUACCUACAUCACUGGUGGUCGGGUAGUCAAAGCCAAAGAUGGACAGCCUCUUCCAACGAACGUCAAUGUUGACUUUAUGCACCCAGAUGUCAUUAGCCUCUUCCAACGGUAUUCUGGACAAGAUAUUACGAAACGCUUCGAAGAGCUGAAUAUUGGCAAUCCCAUGCGUAAGAGCAUGCAAAUCUGUCUUGAUAACUUGUAUCUUGCUGGUGAACUCGAUAUCCGAACUUCGCCUCGAUGCUUGUUUUCCCAGUAUUUCAUUCUCGCUAUUUCAGUUCUGCUAGCCACUAUCAUUGGAUUCAAGUUCUUGGCUGCUCUGCAAUUCGGAAAGAAGAAUAUCCCGGAGAAUAUCGACAAAUUCAUCAUCUGUCAAGUUCCCGCAUAUACUGAAGAUGAAGAGUCUUUACGCCGUGCCAUCGAUUCCAUGGCUCGCAUGAAGUAUGACGACAAACGCAAGCUUCUCCUUGUCGUUUGUGACGGUAUGAUUAUUGGACAAGGAAAUGACCGCCCAACUCCCCGAAUUGUUCUCGAUAUCUUCGGCGUUCCAGAAAACGUCGAUCCAGAACCAUUGAGCUUUGAGAGUUUGGGAGAGGGAAUGCGUCAGCACAAUAUGGGCAAGGUUUACUCUGGUUUAUACGAAGUGCAAGGCCACAUUGUUCCAUUCUUGGUUGUUGUCAAGGUUGGCAAGCCAUCUGAGGUAUCGAAGCCUGGUAACCGUGGUAAGCGAGAUUCACAGAUGGUUGUUAUGCGUUUCUUGAACCGUGUUCAUUACAAUGCGCCAUUGAGUCCCCUUGAGCUCGAGAUGCAUCAUCAAAUCCGAAACAUCAUUGGAGUCAACCCAACGUUCUACGAGUUUAUCCUACAGGUCGAUGCCGAUACAACAGUGGCUCCAGACUCAGCCACUCGAAUGGUAGCAGCGUUCCUUCAUGAUACACGUGUCAUUGCUCUCUGCGGAGAGACUGGUCUAAACAACGCCAAAGCCUCGAUGAUUACCAUGAUUCAGGUUUAUGAAUACUAUAUCUCUCACAAUCUCACAAAAGCCUUCGAGAGUUUGUUCGGUUCCGUUACUUGUUUACCCGGUUGUUUCACCAUGUACCGAAUCAGAGCUGCUGAUACUGGCAAGCCUCUCUUCGUUAGCAAGGAAGUGGUUGAUGCCUACGGUGAAAUUCGUGUUGACACUCUCCAUAUGAAGAACUUGCUUCAUCUCGGUGAGGAUCGUUACUUGACAACAUUGCUCCUUAAACAUCACUCGAAGUAUAAGACCAAGUUCACAUUCAAUGCCCACGCCUGGACCAUCGCACCCGAUACCUGGGCUGUCUUCAUGUCUCAACGUCGUCGAUGGAUUAACUCCACUGUGCACAACCUGAUCGAACUGAUUCCUCUUCAACAGCUCUGUGGUUUCUGCUGCUUCAGUAUGCGAUUCAUCGUCUUUAUUGAUCUUCUCAGUACUAUCAUCCAGCCGGUUGCCGUUGCAUAUAUCGUGUAUCUUAUUGUUCUCGUUGCGUUGGGCAGUGGAACUGUUCCCUGGACUGCCCUUGUGCUCCUUGCAGCUAUCUACGGUCUUCAGGCUAUCAUUUUCAUUGCCCGAAGGAAAUGGGAGAUGGUUGGAUGGAUGAUCAUUUAUGUUCUUGCCAUGCCAGUAUUCUCCAUGGGUCUCCCCCUCUACGCCUUCUGGCAUAUGGACGACUUCAGUUGGGGUAACACCCGUAUCGUCACUGGUGAGAAGGGUCGCAAGGUCGUUAUCUCUGACGAGGGCAAAUUUGACCCAGCAUCUAUUCCCAAGAAGAAAUGGGAAGAGUACCAAUCCGAGCUAUGGGAAGCCCAGACCCAUGGAGGCGGUGAUGACCGAUCUGAAGUUUCCGGCUAUACAUAUGCCACCAAGACUCAUUACGCACCUCCUACUGAGUAUGGAUACUCUGCCUCACGGCCAGUGUCUCAGAUCGAUCUCAACAAUCGUUACAGUUCUCGACUCUCCAUGUCUGCCACAGAGCUACUUGGCCGGGGCUCAGACGUCGAGAUGGCGGAUCUCUCUGCCUUACCAAAUGAUGACUCCCUCCUUGCUGAGAUCAGAGAUAUCCUCCGUACCGCAGAUUUAAUGACCGUGACGAAAAAGAGUGUGAAACUUGAGUUAGAGCGUAGGUUCAACGUCAACCUAGAUGCAAAACGAGCGUACAUUAAUUCUGCUACCGAAGCAGUUCUCUCAGGCCAACUCUAA
Messenger RNA from Microsporum canis CBS 113480, 5547 nucleotides. Its product is annotated as chitin synthase 8. Gene Ontology annotation, molecular function: chitin synthase activity; cytoskeletal motor activity; ATP binding. The transcript is spliced from 4 exons. Gene Ontology annotation, cellular component: cell periphery; cell septum; myosin complex. The record is from RefSeq and is a predicted model, not a curated record. Lineage: Eukaryota; Fungi; Ascomycota; Eurotiomycetes; Onygenales; Arthrodermataceae. Bases 1 to 5547 code for a protein of 1848 amino acids.